UGGCCAGGGACGUGCGUUCACACUGAGGUUCAGCAAGUCUGUCAGAGCGCGGAGGUUCAGCAAGUCUGUCAGACCGCAAUGGCGCCUUCCAGGAAGUUCUUCGUUGGGGGCAAUUGGAAGAUGAACGGGACGAAGAAGUGCCUGGGAGAGCUCAUAGGUGGUUUGUGCGCCCCCCGCCGCCUACAUCGAUUUUGUCAGGCAGAAGCUAGAUCCCAAGAUUGCUGUGGCUGCACAGAACUGCUACAAAGUGAACAGUGGGGCCUUCACUGGGGAGAUCAGCCCUGGCAUGAUCAAAGACUUAGGAGCCGAAUGGGUAGUGCUAGGGCACUCGGAGAGAAGGCACAUCUUUGGGGAGUCCGAUGAGUUGAUUGGACAGAAAGUGGCCCAUGCCCUAUCCGAGGGCCUUGGAGUGAUCGCCUGCAUUGGGGAGAAGCUAGAUGAAAGGGAGGCCGGCACCACCGACAAGGUUGUUUUCGAGCAAACCAAGGCCAUCGCAGAUAAUGUGAAGGACUGGAACAAAGUUGUCCUGGCCUAUGAACCUGUAUGGGCCAUUGGUACUGGCAAGACUGCAACACCUCAACAUGCCCAGGAAGUACACGAGAAGCUUCGGGGAUGGCUGAAAUCCAAUGUCUCUGAUGCAGUGGCUCAAAGCACCCGAAUCAUUUAUGGAGGUUCUGUGACUGGAGCAACCUGCAAAGAGCUGGCAAGCCAGCCUGAUGUGGACGGCUUCCUUGUGGGUGGUGCUUCCCUCAAGCCUGAGUUUGUGGACAUCAUCAAUGCCAAAUGUUAAACACCAGCAUCUUCCCUACCCUCCGCUAGGCCAGGAUUAGGUUGCCCAGGAGCUUAGGAACUGCUCCCACAAGUCACAUGCUUCUGAUGUCAUCGCCCCAUCUUGUUUGCUAAUCCACACUGUACCUUCCUACACCUUUGACACCUCCCUAUAAAGGUUGGGACCAGGCCAAUCCCUUUACCACUUACAAUGAAUGAAAUAAUGUCACCUAUUUCACCAAAGUGGCUUCCUGGCUGGCGGAGCGGAAGAAGCGCAACUGACUGUCCCUUCAGGUCCUCACCAGGGCAGGAGAGUAAAACCACCUUCCUUUUCCUUCUCAGUGUACACUUAGGCCAACGUCCUCUUGCUCUGAGAGGCCAGGGGUGUCCCAUCUCCCACAAUGCCGAAGCCCUAGUACUGUGUUUGUGAACCAUCUUACAUGUAAAGGAAAUAAACACCUGGCCCCAA
Messenger RNA from Cricetulus griseus (Chinese hamster), 1237 nucleotides. The record is from RefSeq and is a predicted model, not a curated record. NCBI's taxonomy places the organism in Eukaryota, Metazoa, Chordata, Mammalia, Rodentia, Cricetidae.